AUGGCCAGGCAGCUGGGCCCGCACGAGCUGCUGCACGUCUUCUCCUUCCUGGAAGCGCGCGACCUGCUGUGCGCCGCGCAGGUGAACAAGGUCUGGAAUGAGGUUUCUAGGACCAAGGAACUGUGGAGGCAGCUAUGUUUGAGACGCUGGUCUUGCAAAGCCUCCCCAGUGGUUGUGAGCACACAGACAUGGAAACAGUACUAUUUCUGCCGGUCUGAGCUAGAGUUCCGAAUGGAAUCUGGGCGGCCACAGGACUUCAUCUGCAAAGCUAUUCCUGGACACACAGGACAGGUAGAUCAGCUGGCCUACAUCUCAUCCAAUGAAUAUUGCUUUGAUGGAAGGGCAAAAUCUGUGGUUUGUACUGUGUCCUUAGAUGGUACUGUGCGUGCCUGGGAUUUACGUGAGGACACAGAGCUGUGGUCCAGCUCUGUUCAGCCUGCUCCUCUGGUGAAUUUGGUGGCUUAUCCUGAGCUACAACUGGUUGUUACCGUGGACAACCAGGGGUUGAUCAAGGUGUGGAAAGCAGAGAAUGGGUAUGAGCUGGGAUCCUUCCGCCUACCAACCUACUCUUCUUCAAUGGAGACCUGUGGCGACACAGAGAGCCCCUUCCUGCUGGCAGCCUGUGCUGAAGGGGACCUCUAUUCACUGAUAGUGCCUCAGCUGCAGGUGGUCUCCAAAGUGACUGCAUUUCCUCACACUUCUGUGAGUCUCGACUGCUCUCCAGACCAACAGUGGGUGUGCACAGCUGCACAAGGUUCAGACUUGGGCCCAAAGGUGUACUACACUCGGUCUUUGCUGUAUCCAUCAGAAGACAAACCUCCUAUCUUCACUACCCUCCCCAUCAGGCUGAGCUGCAGAGCCUGCUGGGCCCCUGCUGAGGCAGCCAGGCUGAUGGUGAUGCACAGAAGUGACUUCAGCACACAGCUGGCUGUUACCACCUUCGAGUUAAAGGCAGAGAAGUCCAGGGAUAGAGUGAACCUCCUGGCACAGCAGCUGGUCAGUUUCCUCUUGCCAGAUACCAUGGUUCCACCACAGCUCAUGCAGGGCCACCUAUCCCAGGUGAUUCUCCUUGCCUCUGGGUCAAAGCUGGUUCUGUUCACCACACAUGGCCUGCAGCUGGUGGCUUUCCAGGAUCACCAGAAGCCCAUAACAUCCAUGUGGGUGGACCAGGACAGAGUCAUCACCUCUUCCUUGGACCUCUCUUUGCGUGUCUAUGUGUGGAAUAAGAAAAGUGAAUUUCCUGUCCUCGAGAGCUGCUACCAUUUGCUUGGUGGAUCCCACAGAUGGGCUCGUGGAUUUACCCAUGUGAAAAGUGACAGCAUGAGCAUUGUGGGCGUAGAAGCCAGAAGCACCAGAACAAGUAUUCUGAGGUCAUAUUACUACAGAGUUCAGCUUUGCUAA
Messenger RNA from Jaculus jaculus (lesser Egyptian jerboa), 1401 nucleotides. Its product is annotated as F-box/WD repeat-containing protein 12-like. The transcript has a single exon. Lineage: Eukaryota; Metazoa; Chordata; Mammalia; Rodentia; Dipodidae. The record is from RefSeq and is a predicted model, not a curated record. Gene Ontology annotation, molecular function: protein binding. Bases 1 to 1401 code for a protein of 466 amino acids.